UUCGCUUUUGUCAUCGUAAACCGAAGUGAUUCAGGAAUCAGCUGAUUGUUGUAAACAAACCAUUUGACGUAUGACUUUCUUAUUCAUUUGUUUGUAGUGCUGUCAAAUAAUGACGGAUGUGGAUCUCAAAAACAGGGGUAACAAGUUAUUUGCAACCAGGAAAUACGAGGAAGCCAUAAAAUGUUAUUCCGAUGCAAUAUCAAAGAAACCUUCUGUCGCUGUUUAUUAUACUAAUCGAGCACUGUGCAACUUGAAGUUGAAACGAUGGGACCUAGUGUGUUUAGACUGCCGUACAGCCCUUGAGAUCGAUGCAACUUUGGUUAAAGCCCAUUUCUUUCUUGGUCAAGCUCUCCUUGAGACAGACAAUUUCGAUGAGAGUAUUACACACCUUCAAAGAGCUCAAGAUCUUGCCAAGGAACAGAAAGUCAAUUAUGGAGACGACAUAGCCUGUAUGAUACGAGUUGCACGGAAAAGAAGAUUCAACAUAGCUGAGGAAAAACGAAUUGCCCAAGAAAUUGAAUUACAGUCAUAUCUGAACAGAUUAGUUUUAGAAGACAGGGAUCGUCAAAUAGAGACAGUCCGAAGGAAAUAUGAAGAUGAUGAAGAAAAAGCUCAGGAAGAAAUCAUUAGAAUAGAACAACAAACAGAUAAUCAUAUCACAGAAGUCAAUGCAUUGUUUGCAAAAUUAGACGAGAGAAGGAGAAAACGAGAAGUACCUGAUUACCUAUGUGGCAAAAUUAGUUUUGAGAUCCUCAGGGAACCUGUUGUAACUCCAAGUGGAAUAACCUAUGAUCGCAAGGAUAUAGAAGAGCAUUUACAGCGUGUCGGCCAUUUCGACCCAAUCACUCGAACUGACCUCACUGUUGACCAGUUGAUUCCAAAUCUUGCCAUGAAGGAAGUUGUGGAUUCAUUUCUAACAGAAAAUGAAUGGGCAUUAGACUACUAGCAUAAAGUGUAUUGUCGCAGAAUGGGUUUACUUCAUGUGUCUAUGUAUGUAUUAGUUAAUAUAGUUUUUAUGUUGGAUUCUAAUGGUAUCAAGUUUUGAGUUAUAAAGAUUUUAUGUUUAUACUCUCUGUAUAUACCCUAUUUGAAUUUAGAAGCCAAACUGCUCCAUCAUUCCAUAUUUAAAGAUGUAAUUGUACUGUAUGCAGACACUUAAUCUGGUGUUCACCAUUUUCUUUUUACUGAUUUAAAGAAAAGUUUAUUGACAUGGCAGAUAAGAUGAUAAAUUAGUUACUGGUUGCAUUAUUAAAAAAUUAGUUCCUGGUUGCAUUAUUAAAAUUUUAAAAGCAAAUACAUCAGCCUUUGUUAUACAAGAGCUCAAAAUGUUUAGCUGAAUGUUGGGACAGGUUCAUAAAGAUAUUGAAAUUUCCCCAUUCAUUCAGUCAUCUGGUGCUAGGUGGCUCAGGGUAUGCAAUGAAAUUGGCAGCUUAUGAGAAAACACAUUUUACUUUCAGUCAAAACUCCAGUUGAUCUUCUUUUUUACCUUUAAGAUUGCUUGCGCUGAUAAGCAAUUUUUUCCCUGUCAUUCUUCAUUUUUAUGAGUUAAUGACAUUUUUUUAAGUGUGCAUAAUGCUCUAAUGACCAUUAUUUUUAUUUUUUAUACUGAUUCCACUCUUUUCUUAACGCUUUAGCAAAAGGUAGAGUACAAAUCCAUAGAUGCUGCAGAUAACAAGAGGAAAGUUAAUGACCUUUCAAAAUUGGAAAAUUUUGGGGCUCUGCUUUUGAGGUUUAGUUUGGUUUGGUUCUUUUUCUAAAUGGGACUGUUUAUUAGCUUGUCUCUUAUGGAGUUUGAUGGUUAUAAAGGAGAACUAAAGUAAUUGAAAACUGGGUGAACUUUUUUCCAAAGAAAGGUGUUGUAAACUGGGUAAACUAUUCUGGUGCAGUGAAAAUCUUGGACUCCGUUCAUCCUGUGGCAUGUCAAUACGAUAAUUUUGUUAUCCUGUUGCUUUCAGUGAUAAUUGUCAUCCUGUGGCUUGUCAUUAUGAUAAUUGUGGAGUCAGUAAGGCAAAUACUAAUGUUUUUAUGACAAUACUUCAUUUGUUCAGAUGGUUGUACGUAUUUGGUAGUGCCAAUCUUAAUGAAUCAUAUGUUACCUUUGAGUUAUGACCUCAUUUCAUCUAUAUAUAUCUUCUUUUGGACCUGUGGUGCCACAGGCAUUUUAUCUCAUAAUUUUGCGGUUCUAAUUUUUACAAAACAUUUUCAAUCAGCUGCGAGGUCACCACAUGAGAGUUAAUGUUAUUUGUGCAGAUGUUUGGAUACCUUUGUAAUCAUCACAUGCCAUCAUAUAGUUAAAUGUUUGAGUGCAUUAAAUGAUCGUUUGAAGAGCAUAGGAGUGCAAGUUUUUAAGUUUUGUGAUGGAAACGAAAUGUGUAAAUUCUUAGUGUUCUCUAAUUUUCAGUAGAGUACUGAAUAUAAUUUUUUUGGAUAUAACUGAAAGAAUAUGACCUCAUUCCUCUGUUACAAUUGUCGAGAUGUUUUCUGUCCCUAUCAAGAGUUACAUGAAUAACCAAUAAUUCUUGUUGAUGGGGGUGGUUGUUGUAGGGAAAGAAAUGUCAUAGAAAUAAGGGAAAAAAAUAUUCAUAUUUAUAUUCCUUUAAGGUUUAUUACUGUUGCAUUGCUGUCAUUCACCGUGCAUCCUGCGGUUGACAACAAGUUAAAGAUGAAGGGUGCAGUCCAUCUCAGUACCUGCCCAAUUAUGCCUAGUACCACCCAGCAGUUAUUUGCACCAGUUAGGAGGGAAUUUCAAAAUCUUUAUUGUUCAGUUCUAUCAUGUGGUCUGAAAUUUGAGGUUCUUUGGAAACAUAGGUUUCCAUCAUGCCGUUUUUAAAUGAUCAUACUGAUUCUUUUGGAUUCUUCACAAGUAGUAGUACAUUGUAUGGUUUCCUUGUCUUCCUGACAAAGGGUAAAUCACAUUACUAAAGCUAUUUCAGUAUUUUGUGUUAAAUUAUUUCUACUAUUUCUAACAGAUUAAGCAGUGGCCGAGGUCACAGUAAUGAUUUUACCAUGUGUCCGUCCACUUGCCUAUCAAUAUAGAAUUACCGGGUAUGACCAGCUAGUAACAGGUCACCAUCCUGAAUCAUCUUGUUUUAAAGUGUUACCAUUAUAUGCUUGUUAAAUUUAGGUUUCCAGGAAAAAAAAAAUUAUACCUCACAUUUUAGUGUUAGCUUGAUGUGCUCAUACAUUUCAGUCAUUUGAGAGAUAUCAUACCUCAAAGCUAGACAUCUUAAUGUUUGAAUUAAGAUGAACUUUGGAUCAUGUUAAACUAAGAUCCUACAUAAAAUGCAUUUAUUGAAGCUACAUUGUUAGAGGCCCAUUUUGGUCCUUUGUUGCUCUCAUACUUAAAGUACUUUAAAGUACUAGAAAUACACCUUGGAUGUGUUGAAGCAUGGAAUAUUUGCCUGGUAGUAUGAACUUUAUUUCGCAUAUGAAAGUUGGCUGCUAAAUGUCUAGAUUCAUAAAUGAAAAUAGUUUUUGCUUAGUUUGUAAUUAUUUGUUUCCUUCAUGUCAUGUGAUAUUGCAAUAACUUGUCAACUGAUAAUCUGCAUCCAUUUUCUUUUUCUUUUUUUUUAAUUAAAAAUAUUUUUCCUGACUAGUAGUUACACAUAUGAAAUGUUGAGGAAAUCUCUCCCAAAUUUUAAAGAGUGGAUUCCAUAAUUAGCACAAAGCUGACAGUUGUGUGACCAAUAGCAACAAUACAGGACUUCAUGAGAAUAAGUUAUUGCAAUCUCUUUUUCAUACAGUAUUAAACAGUGCCCAAGAAAUCAGGAUAAAGGACAGGCAAGCGAAGGUAUGAUUCUAUACUUUUACCAUUUAUAUAAACUUUUGAAACUUCAGAUAUGGGAGCAUAUUAUGAUGCUUCCCCAAAAGGACUUCUGCUCUUGCUAUCUAUUUAGUGAUUCUAAUGCUGUCUUUUUCAGGGUUUUUUUCACAACUCUUCUGAAAGGCUGUAGGACUUUGAAUUGUAACAAUCUUAGUUUUAUGGAUUGGUUAUGAUAUUGUGAUCCUACACAAAUGCAAACCAUAAUUUUUAAAUUUAAAUUUUAUUAUUUACUGAAUGGAUACAAAAUAGAUCAUUCUCAGUUGAUCGUAAACCACUGUUUGGGUGUGACAGUUAUUGAUUGAAAGUGAACUACCCUGGCUCUUAAGGAUGAGCUGUCUCCUCACUUGUAGCUAGUGAGUUAUUCUUAGGUCUUUAAGAGUUAGUGCAGAAGAGAAUCUUAUUGAUAGUUUUAUAACAAGAAUGAUCAAGUAGAGACCACAUUGGUGGACCAUAAGCAGCAGCAUGGUUCACAUAAGCCAUUAAAAUCUUGAAGAAGAGUGUCUGACAUAACCCAUGCGCAAAUUCACUCUGCAUGGGCAUCUAGUACCAAGAGCAACAUGGACAAUAUUGGGAAUGGAGCCUAAAGGAGUAUAGAAGGGGUCUUUACGCUAAAUAGGUAUCAGGAUAAUACUGAAAGUAGUCUUGUCCAUUCUUUAUGAAAAAGACCAUGUAUGUUAUUAUUCCAUAAUAUUAUUAUUAUUAUGUAUUGUUAUUAUUAUGAAGGAAACAACAAAAAUGCCAUUAUUGUUUUGCACAUGCUUUUACAGAAUGGAAUAUAACCGAAUUAAGAAAUAAAGCAAUUAUGUUAAAGUACAGUAAAAUAAAAACAGGCAAAUAGUUACUGAAAAAAGAAACAGCAAAUAAAUAUUUGCAUCUACAUAAUGCACAUCAGUAAUUUACAGUAGCAUUACUGCCUCUUUUAAACUUGUAACUAUUUCCAAAACACUCCCAGGAAGACUGUUCUACAGUUUUAUAGCAUAGAAAAUGAAAGACUGGUACUAGAAGGAUGAUGAAAUACCCACACAACAGAGUGUGGAUGCUGGAUAUCUUCAAAACAAAUUGUCUUCAGUAGCUCAAUAAAGAGAGCAUUGUUCCAACAGUUGGAAAACAAAGUAUCUGAAAAUAAUUCAGUCAUCUCUGCAGAUAUGGGAAUCCUCACAGACAGUACAGUUUUAUGGAAGCAUUGAACAUAUGAUUUUAUACAUUCAACUUCCCUGCCAGAUAUAUACUUAGCUAUAGACUCCGUUGUCUAUAGCUAAGUAUAUAUCUGUCAGGUAAGUAUGUAUAAAACUUUAUUGUAACAUGACUAUAUCAUUUUUUUAAACUUGGAAAAAUAUUCCAUAGUGCCAAAGGUACCACCAAGUGCUAGCAACUAUGUAUAUUUGGUAUCAUGAGGGGUAGUGUUACCUAUCCAUAGUGAAUCAUGGAGUUGGGGCAUAGCUUAGUCAUGAUGGAUUUCAGUCCUUUUUUCCAUUAUCUUCAAUAGUUUACUGGUCUUCUAUAGAUUUCUGUAAAGGCUAGCAGCUGCUUAAUUUCACAAUGGGACCAAUAACUGCAAAAAUUGCAGUAAUUGCAUUCUUAACCAGUAUUUUCAAGGCCAUCAAUCAUGUUGCUCGUAAAAGCUAAAAAGAACGAAAUCCAAGACCACUGUUUGAAACACCACAUGUAAAGGGUCUAGACUUAUUAAAAGCAUCAUUAAUAGCAAUUCUCUGUGGUUGGUUACUUUAAACUUGGAUGAAGUUGGUACCUGAUAUAUAAGAUUUAUAAGUGACUCCUAUGGUUAACUAAGUAAAAUGUACAGCAAAACCAAUUUUAAGAAUCCAGACUCAAAAUGUCAAGGUUGGCCUUGAUAUUAUUAUAGUUUGAUAUAAAAUGACAACCUAAGUACUAAAGCUUAUUUUAAACAUCAUCAUUUAAGAAAUGUAAAACCUCAUCUAGAUUUUGAACACUCGGCUGUCAAGAUUUUCAAGAAUUUAAAAAAAAUGUCUAAAAAAUUAAAUUUGCUUAGUACUAGUAGUUCAUUUCAGGAUGAUGUCAGGAAGAGGAAUGACAUCCAAAAACUCGUUUAACUGCAAGACCUUUUGAAGCAGCUCCUUUGUUUAUGUUAAGGUCAAUCAUUUUCAUCAUUAGCUACUAAGAAAAUUAAUUUCAGUAAAUGCAGCAGAUUUGAAGAUAAAGCAUUUUAAUUUGUUCCACCAAUGAAAAGAUAUUUUCUUGUAAUUUGGUCAUGAGAUCAUUAACUUAAUUUCUCUUAGCAAAUCUGCAAAAUGUAUUCACUUUGAAGUCUCUUUCAAAAUUUGUUUUGUUUAUCUAUAGUCCAAUUUUCAUAUUUUUCCUUGGACUGACAUGUUAUGUUUAUCCAUAAUCAAAUUUUCAUAUUUUUCAUUUCAGUGAUGGCUUUCAUUACUAUUACUGAAAUGUUUACAGCAGUACACAUUCGUGUUGCUUAGUUUCGAAGUUACGACAAGACUACCUGAACAGUUUUCUGGUAUUGAUACUGAGAAAAUAAUGGUUCACUGAGAUGCCUAUCAGUAUAGUACCAUGAGCAAAGACCAGUACUAAGAGAUGAGGAAAUAAAUAGUACUGUGUUAGGAAAAGUAAGACACGACCUCAUUUAUGACUAGAUUUCACAAAGUAUGCUGUCCAGAGUAAAAUUAACUUAUUAGAUUUCCAUCAAGACAACAUAUUCUUGGCUUGUUAUCUCGGCCAGUCAAAGAUGGGCAAACAUUGCUGUGGUUGGUUAGUUUAUAAAAGACAGUUUAACUCUACACAUUGCUGUGGGGGACAUUGCUUACAGGGGAGUUCACUUUUACUCAACAAAUACCAUUGUUGUCUUGCUUUAGGUUUUGAGUUUUGAAAAUAAUACUUUUCCUGUGUUUGGUAGGUAAAAAGACAAGUAAAAAUUUGUUUUGGUAAGAUGGAAAGCAUUUUGAGAAUGUUAGAUUAUUUGCAAGUGUUUGCUUACUCUGCCCGAUGUAUGAUGUAUCCACUACAAUUUUAAUCUGGUGAAAAAGGCUCCCUUCUUAUCAUUUAUUUGUUCAUAUAAAAUAUGUGAUAUUUAUUGAAUCAUUGUUAUACUGUACUUGUUGAACAUCAGUAUCUCUCAUAUAUUUUCCGUGGACUAGCUAAUAACAUAAGAAGGUGGCCUUCCGUCUUGUAAUAGAAAUUGACUGAAUUAUUAUAUGCAAUAUUUGAUGUGUAUAUUGAUCAAAUUUACUUUGAUCAUUUUCUAAUACUGUAGAAUAUUUUCAGUGGUCUAAUGCAGAAUUUUGUACUUCUCUGCUGUACAUGUCAUAAACUGUGGAUAUAUAUGAAAAUGUUAUUAAAUUAUUUUUCUUAUAAUUUUUUGGAAUUUUGAUUAGAGCUUAUCAUUCAGGUACUUUGCAUAUUGCUUUUCCCAAAGACCCAAUCUGUGUAAAGCUCAUCAGUUUACUUAGGAGUCAACACUGAAGAGUCAAAAUGAUGUAGGUACAUACGUACAUGUGUAUUCUUGGUGCUUCCAUCGUUGCUAUUACCAACACAUCUCAGUCAUGGUUCUGCUCUUUUUUUAUUUCAUUAAAGUACAGUACUGUAUAUGGAAAUUUGCAGUAAAUACAGCAGAUGAAAAAAUUUAAUUAAUGGAUGAUUAUAUUUUCAGGCACACAAAUAAACAACCUGUCAUAUUCACGUUUUGUCCGGUCAUAUUGAAUUUAAUGAGGUAAUUUGACAAUGUUGAUUUUUUUUAUACAUGCAGCACACCUGAUUGCUUAUAAUCUUAUGAAAAGUUUAUGCAUUUAAAGAUAUCACCACUUUUUUAUGUAAAUAUUUGUUUUACAUCCUGCAUGUGCUAAGAGCCAUCAUAUGAGACAAGAAUAACACAGUUCUCAUCUUACAAGGAAUUUGCAUUCUUAUGACCAAAGUUAGGGAUUUUGUCAUACUGUAUGUACUAGCUCAUAUAUUUACUGUAUGUUUUGGUUUCAUAUUACAUUUGCAAAAGUGAUUGCUUACAAAUUUAUGAAAUAAUUAUUUUUUGUUUAAAAAGUGUUUGUAUUUGAUCUGUCAAGUUAUCCUUUUUUUUUUUUAAGUGCAUUUCUAUGUCAGGAGGAUGUGACUUAACUUUGAUAUUCUAUUUUCUUUCACUUGUCAGAAUGAUAAACAAGUUGCCUAUACUAUACCUUUAGCCCAGAUAAUAAAAGAGCUGCAUAAUUAAAGCAGACAAAAUGUAUAAUUGUGCACUACUGGAAUUUACCAUGCCCUCUUCAUUUCACAAGUCUGUAGGAGCAAUAUAUUUCAUGUAUUCCCGAGACCUGUGCAUUUAACAAAAUGAACAGUUACAUAUAUUUUAAACUUUAAUGUGAGCUAAUCACCCAAAUAUUAUUAAAUUUAAACAAACAUGAAUAGAAUGUUAGUUUUCUUCUAGUCUCAUAAAAACAGCCAGAGAUGUUUACUCAUCUUUGUAGCAUAUAGAAUAUGAACAGACACUUGGAUAUAAUGAAUGAGGUUCACAGUUAGAGAAUCAAAAAUCCUGUGUAUCCCUCGUUUUCUAUUUCCUCUUUUUUAACUGGAAGUUUAGAUAAUUUGUAUUACAAUAUUGAAAUAAUACUGUUUAAUGAGAAUGCAUUGUAAUAAAGUUUCACUCGGUCUUUUCUUCAAGCUCUUAACAUGAGAUUUUGCAUCAUAAACAUAUAUCUAGGAGACAUUUGGGGUUUAGUAAACAUUUACAUACAUUUUUAGAACAUGAGGACAGUUCAUAUAGAUUUCCAGGUACCAAGUGUUGUCCUUAUUUUUGGUAAAUUUUUUAAUGGGGUAUAUAAUGUAGAAAACAAAAGGCUGCUUUUUUUUUUUUUUGGUCAAAUAUUU
Macrobrachium nipponense is the source of this 8662-nucleotide messenger RNA. It is a transcript of the gene STUB1, whose product is annotated as E3 ubiquitin-protein ligase CHIP-like. The coding region runs from base 110 to 946 and encodes 278 amino acids. Gene Ontology annotation, molecular function: protein-folding chaperone binding; ubiquitin protein ligase activity. NCBI's taxonomy places the organism in Eukaryota, Metazoa, Arthropoda, Malacostraca, Decapoda, Palaemonidae. The record is from RefSeq and is a predicted model, not a curated record. The transcript has 7 exons. Gene Ontology annotation, cellular component: cytoplasm; Z disc. Gene Ontology annotation, biological process: protein polyubiquitination; cellular response to misfolded protein; protein quality control for misfolded or incompletely synthesized proteins.